CGGCGGUUUGUUGCUGGCGCGACCACGGACCGACCUCCUCAUUCAUUUCCACCACCAGCGCACGAGACAGGUAGUCCGCCGCCGCGACCAUGCAGCACGACGAAGUAAUUUGGGGCGUCAUCAACAACCAGUUCUGCUCGUUCAAGAGCAAGCUACGCGAAGGUUCUGCGUUCUGCCGGAACGAGUACAACGUCACCGGGCUCUGCAAUCGGCAAUCGUGCCCAUUGGCAAACAGUCGAUAUGCCACCAUCCGCGAACACAACGGCGUGUGCUUCUUGUACAUGAAGACUAUUGAGCGCGCGCAUUCGCCUAAGAACCUAUGGGAAAAGGUCAAGUUGUCCAAAAACUACACCAAGUCCCUUGCUCAGUUGGACGAACACUUGCAAUUCUGGCCCAAGAAGCUCAUCCAUCGCAACAAACAGCGCUUGACCAAGAUCCAUCAGUACCUCAUGCGCAUGCGAAAGCUUCGCAUGAAGACCAAGCCCAACUUGGUCGUCAUCUCGAAGAAGAUCGAGCGCCGCGAAUCGCGCCGUGAAGAGAAAGCUAAGGUCGCUGCCAAGCUUGAAACAUCGAUCGAAAAGGAGCUGCUGGAACGGCUGCAAAAGGGCACAUACGGCGACAUUUACAACUUUCCCGAGCGCGAAUUUACCAAGCUCCUGGACGAACACGAGGAAAUCGAGGAGGAGCAGAGCGAAGACGAAGAGUUCGAAGGGGAUGGCGAAGUCGAGUUCGUUGAGGAUUUCGACGACGAAAGCGACAUGGAAGACUAUGAGCAACAAGGCUCGGGUGAGGACGACGAUGACGACGGUGACGAUAGCAGCAGUGACGAAGACCAGCCCAAGCGCAAGAAGCCCAAGCGGCAACCUGCCCCCAAAGGCCCGUACGUCGAGAUCGAGUACGAGCACGAACAGGAAUCGGCCACGUCAUAAACACGCUCCCAGUUUUGAACAACGAGGUGUACUUCAACGUGUUGGACGUACGAUGUACGACUCGCAUACUGUUGAAAAGUAUAAUCGACCGUCCGCAAGUUCAAAGUC
Molecule: messenger RNA, 1037 nt
Organism: Aphanomyces invadans
Lineage: Eukaryota; Oomycota; Saprolegniomycetes; Saprolegniales; Verrucalvaceae
Exons: 6
Coding region: 90-929 (279 amino acids)
Biological process (GO): maturation of LSU-rRNA; maturation of 5.8S rRNA
Cellular component (GO): preribosome, large subunit precursor; nucleolus
Source: RefSeq, a predicted model, not a curated record